CUUUCGUUUUCCGUUCCUUUUCGCUCUUCCGCUUCAGUCCUCAGCUGUUGGGCUCUUUGGAGGAGGAAGGGGCUCCACUUCCGGCUCAGAUUGCCAUGGAGGAAGUGGAGCGGAAGUUCACUGCCCUCCGGGAUGAAUUGGUGGCCGCUCUGAUAAAGAGUCCUGCGGAGCAGAAUCCGGAGUCUGUCCAGCGCUUGGUGGACGUGGCAUUGCCUGCGACUAGAAAGUACCAGGAGAUAGACCCCAGGGGACUUAUACAAGCCAAUGCUCAGGGACAGCCCGGAAAGGAUUUUCACAAAAUCUCCACUGCCUUGAACAUCUUGGAGAAAUAUGGCCGCAACCUCUUGAACCCCCACAAGCCCCGAUUCUGGCGGACCGUUAAGUUCAACAAUCCCGUCUUCCGUGACACGGUGGAUACCAUCCAGGGUGGCCGGGAUGUCCUUCGCCUCUAUGGCUACUCCGAAGAACAGACAGAUGGGCUGUGCUUCCCUGAGCAUCUACAGGAACCAGACAUCCCCCAUGUUGCCUCCAUCACAGUGGAUGUGAUGUUGUUGCGGGCUGAACUGAAUCUCCUCCUUUCGGACAACCACCCUAAUCCUCUGGUGUUGCAUGAGUUAAUGCAGGGAGGUGACAAAUUAAGGGCCAGCCUCAUGACAGACGCUUUCCCUGUGUCUGUGCAAGAACAAACGCCCCAGCAUCCAGUUCCAGCAUUAUCACACACAGGGUACUUGCCCCCGGACGCCUGCCUGCUCUGUGGUCUGGAGCCGCCCUCCCUGCAUUGCUCAGCCUGCGCCCAGUCCUUGUGCCCAGACUGCGACCUCCUCUUCCACAAACACCCUUCGCGAACCCAUCACCGCCGGACACCUCUGAACGACCAAGCCUGGCGCAGCCCUCCACCGGCACCACCUCCCAGUGUGUCUGUCCUAACUCCUGAUGCUGCAUCCUUGCGGCCACCGACCGAUUCCCUCUCGACCUCCUGGCUCACCGUCCCCACUCAACGACCUCCCUGGCGCUGUGCAGCUUGCCACAUGAACAAUGAUGCACGUGCCAUCCUGUGCGUGGGUUGUGACCGUCCCCGCGGAUGCAAGACACCAGUGAGCCUCAACACGGAGGAAGAGCACAAGAGCUUGGGGCCUCUGGCCCGGGGCCGAUGGUCAUGUCAGUCCUGUACCUUUGAGAACGAGGCGGCCACGGUGCUGUGCGCUGUGUGCGAGAGGCCACGACUAGCUGGGAAGCCUGGCACUGGGGAUGCAAAACCCCUGAUAGCAUGGGGAGAGGAGACAGGGCAGCAGCAGCAGAAAGAGCUCCCCGGCUGGCAGUGUGAACACUGCACUUUCUGGAACAAGGGCCGUGGCCGGGUGUGCGAGAUGUGCAACCGCACCAGUCAGAGGGCUGGGUCUGAGCACUCAUUGCUGGCACCCAAGCUAGAGGAGGAAGGCAAGCAGAAGAAGGGGACAGCGGUGGAAGCCAAGACUCCAUGGAAGGCCCCACCCAUCUCCUUGGAAGAGGCAGAGCACCGGAGGCAGGAAAAGCUGCGUGAGGAUGGGCAGAAGAUGAUUGCCAUGAUCAGGGAAGCUGAGGCCGUGGGUGUAGCCCCCGAACUGGUGGCAGCCGCCUUACGCUACUCGGGUGCAGAACGACCCCUGGCUUGGCUGAAUUCGGAGCUCCCUUCUGUCCUGGAAGGUGUGGCUGAGUUGGCCACCCAGCGAGGGGAGCAGGAGCCUGGAGGGGGCCUGGGGGCCCUGACCCGGCAAGAAGUCCAAACUGCGUGGGUGGAGAGCCAGGGGGAUGUGGACGAAGCCGUCAGCCGGUGUCUGAGCGCACGGCGGAGCAAGAUCCGGGAGCUGAAAGCCCUGGGCUUUGGGGAGCGUGGCCCUGUGUUGCAGGCCCUCUACCAGAACAAUGGUGACUUGUGGCAGGCAUUGGUGCAGCUGCAGCGCCAGCUAUUGGAGCCUUUCCAUCAACGGUUAUGGGAGGACGAAGACCCCCCAAUAGACUUCCACCACCCAGACCGACAGGCCCUCCUCCGACGCCUCCUGGCCACUUUCUCUCUACCUAGCUGGGGCCGGGCGGAGCUGGUGGUUUCGUUGAUGCUGGAGCAGCCGGCCGAUGGAGGUUGGGAGCUGGCGGACGUUGUGGAUGCGGUCAAAGCCUCCCCCAACCGGGACUUCAUCAAGCGCUUGCUUACCUGUGAGUGUGCGGUCUGCAGCCUCGCCCUUCCUCGCAAUAAGAUGCAGUCUCUGACGUCGUGCGAGUGCACCAUCUGCCCAGAAUGCUUUGCUCUUCACUUCACCAUCGCCGUGAAAGAAAGGCACAUCACUGACCUGGUGUGUCCGGCUUGCUCCCAGCCAGAGAUCAGCGAUGAGAAGGAACUUCUCAACUACUUCUCCACUCUUGAUAUCCAGCUACGUAGCUGCCUAGACCGGGAAACUUACGAACUUUUCCAUAAGAAGCUGACGGAGCGUGUGCUCAUGCGGGAUCCAAAGUUUCAGUGGUGCACGCAUUGUUCAUUCGGCUUCAUUUAUGAAUCGGAACAGCUGGAGGCCAAGUGCCCACAAUGCUGCAAGAGUUUCUGCGUCCUCUGCAAGCGACAGUGGGAGCCGCAGCAUCAGGGACUGACGUGCGAAGGCUUCCUGGAAUGGAAGCGAACCAACGAUCCAGAGUACCAGGCGCAGGGCUUGGCCGUCUACCUGCAGGAGAAUGGGAUUGCGUGUCCCAAGUGCAAGUUCUCCUACGCUUUGGCCCGAGGAGGCUGCAUGCAUUUCCAGUGUUCCCAGUGCAGGCAUCAUUUCUGCAGCGGCUGCUACGGGCCUUUCUACGCCGCAUCCAAAUGCCCGAUACCCGACUGCCCCAUUCGUCGGUCUCUCCAUGGCCACCAUCCCCGCGACUGCCUCUUCUACCUGCGCGACUGGGAUGUGCCUCGCCUUCAGGGGCUCUUACAGGAUAACAACAUUGGGUUCAACACGGACCCUCCAGCUGGGACCCGUGCCACUCCUGCAGAUGGAUGCCGUGUGAUGGAGCAGAAAGAAACCAUGGAAGGGCUUGUAGAUGAGCCUUGCGGCAGAGAGACGCCCACUGGAUAUGCCGGCCUUUGUCAGGCACACUACAAGGAGUACCUGGUCAGCCUCAUCAACAGCCAUUCCCUGGAUCCGGCCGCCUUGUACACGGUCCAAGAAGCGGAGAACGUGUGCCGCCGCCACUUACCUGCUGCUCAGGUGCUGCUGCGGGACCCGGGUGAGGACGAGGAGGCCUAUCGGGGGCGCCUGGUCAAGACGCUAAGGGAUGGGGUCCCGCUGGGUCCCAAAAUCCCUCGCCGAAGGAAGUAACGUCAGCCGCAGAGAGAAGCAAAGCCAAGCCUUGGAGCGGAGAUCCAUCCAAGAAGAGCGGAAUUAACCGAUUUAGCAAUUCUGAACAUUUCAGAAUUGGACACUUCUAUCCAAAACGCAACCUUGAGAGCUUCCGAGCCUAAACGUUGGGUCUUCCGGGUUAUGUCUUCCCUAUGCCAUAAUCUUUAACCUGCUCUGAAUAAACUAUUUGGUGAUUGAAA
Molecule: messenger RNA, 3547 nt
Organism: Anolis sagrei ordinatus
Lineage: Eukaryota; Metazoa; Chordata; Lepidosauria; Squamata; Anolidae
Gene: RNF31
Product: ring finger protein 31
Biological process (GO): protein linear polyubiquitination
Cellular component (GO): LUBAC complex
Molecular function (GO): linear polyubiquitin binding; zinc ion binding; K63-linked polyubiquitin modification-dependent protein binding
Source: RefSeq, a predicted model, not a curated record